AUGGACCCUGUCUGUCAUAUUUUUCUUCUUCUUCUGGCCUUCCACAAGAUAAACCCAUCUGUUUCAUCUUGCAUCACAGGAUGCUCUUGUUCCCAGGACAGCUUUGGAAGGAGUUUGCUCUGCAUGUCAGCACUGCUGAGGCAGAUCCCUGCAAAUAUCCCUCAGGACAUGCGGAAAAUUAGAAUAGAAAAUUCUCACCUAACAGAAUUGCCUCGUGGGUCUUUUGAGAACGUCAGUGCCUUGGAGUAUCUGUGGCUCAAUUUUAACAACAUCACAGUGAUGCACAUCAAGAGCCUGGAAUAUCUGCCAGCUCUGAAGGAGCUGCGCUUGCAAGGGAACAAAUUAAGUUCGGUGCCAUGGACAGCAUUUCAAGACACCCCGACUCUGAAAAUCCUGGAUCUGAAGCACAACAGGCUGGAUGUCCUUCCAGAACACGCACUCCGCUACCUGCCCAACCUGACCUACUUAGAUCUAUCCUCAAAUCAGCUUACCAUCAUAUCCAGGGAUGUCUUCUACAACUGGCCUGUGUACCAGAGAAGCCAGAGGACGGAGGGGCCGCUGGAAGCCAUUUCCAAUGCCGUGCUGGCCCUCCAUGACAACCCCUGGAUUUGCGACUGUCGCCUGCGCGGGUUUGUCCAGUUCAUCAAGUCUGUGGGCCCACCUAUUAUUCUGAUGAAUUCCUAUUUAACUUGCUCAGGCCCAAAAUUCAGGACAGGGAAGUUUUUUCACGAAGUGGAGCUUAACAGCUGCACGAAGCCCCUGACCUCAGCCCUUGACACCAACCUGACAGUCCCAGCAGGGUUAAACAUCACCCUGACCUGCUUUGUGCAAGCCAGCCCUUCCCCGGCCGUCUGGUGGACCUAUGCACUCAAACUUUUAAGGGCAUUUAAUGCGGCCCUGGGGCCCGAGGGCUCGCUGCUGACGCGCUCACCUCUGCCCGCAGUGUCCACGGAGCCCGUCAGCGAGGACACCGUGCGCUCGGAGCUGCUGAUCCCGGCGGCACGGCCGGCGGACGCCGGCAACUACACUUGCACGGCCGCAAACUUCCUGGGCAACGCCUCGGUGGCCAUCAGCCUCCGCGUGGUGGCCCCGUGGGCGUCCACCACGGCCCGCGGCUGGGCGGCCGCGGCGGAGCCGGGCGCGCACGUGGAGGUGCGCAUCGCCAAGCAGACGGUGUACGGCAUCACCCUCGAGUGGUUCGCGGCGGCGGCGGCGGAGCCGGGGGAGACCUGGUACACCCUGCUCGUGGGCCGCUACGACGCCGCCCAUAAGGACACCAUCUACAUCGGGCCCGGCGUCAACACGUACUCGGUGACCGACCUGCUGCCCGCCACCAAGUACGAGGUGUGCGUGGCCGUGCGCAACCAGGCUCCCCGCAAGGGCCAGUGCGUCGUCUUCGUCACGGGCAGCGACGUCAGCCAGAUGGAGCAGCGCGAGAAGCUCAUCCACAUCGUGGUCAUCGUGUGCGCCAUGGUGCUGGCCGUGCCGGCCGGCAUGUACGCCUGCACGGCCGAGGCGCUGCCCGGCUGCCUGGCCCGCUGCCCGCGGGAGCACCGCCGCUUCCAGCAGGCUGGGGAGCCCCGGGAAUGGAGGUGCCCGGGCUGUCCCUGCGGCACUGUCACGGAGCAACGCACACUGACGCACCGAGAAAACCAACACUGA
This is a messenger RNA of Passer montanus (Eurasian tree sparrow), 1662 nucleotides long. It is a transcript of the gene LRIT2, whose product is annotated as leucine rich repeat, Ig-like and transmembrane domains 2. Bases 1 to 1662 code for a protein of 553 amino acids. The record is from RefSeq and is a predicted model, not a curated record. Lineage: Eukaryota; Metazoa; Chordata; Aves; Passeriformes; Passeridae. Gene Ontology annotation, molecular function: protein binding. The transcript has 3 exons.